CUUCAAUGACCUUUGAAUUUGCUGAAUAAUAAUAAUAAAAUCUUUGUUUACUUCGUCUCAGCAGUGUUUUUGUUAUUGUGGCUAUUCUAUCAAUUGAAUUUAGUGAAAUCAUCUUGAAUUUCAUUACUGAUAUAGUGUGAAACUCAAAUAACAAGUGUUAUUGGAACAAUUCACGGUGAAGCUUCUUAUUUGAUCGAGACUAUUGUUUGUCUAAUUUCGAUAUCGAAAGUCAUUGUGAAUAUCAAGUGUUGCUUACAAAUUUUGUUUAGAGGGUUGUGUUUUGUUACAGUUAUGUAACUGAAGGAUGAGAUAUUUAAAAGUAUAUAAGAUUAAAAGAUACGAUAAGUUAAUCACGAAUUUCUUAUUAGAUUUUGUUAUAGAAUAGGACUGGGGAAAUAAUCACAACACGUGGGUUUCGCUGAGAAUAAAUCGAUAGAGACGUAAGACGCGUGCGCCAAUCUGUAUCAACAAGACUAUUAUACGUCAAGGUCACUGGUCACAAACACGUGCGAUGUCGGAUUCUAUUUACACACAUGAUUUUCUUCUCGAGCCAGGUGUAGAGAUUAAACAGGAGUCGCCGAUAGAGAUGGGCACGAUGUCAGCUUCUGUGCCCAUCCCGCAGCGCCGUUUUGAUAUAGGGGACUUCAACACUGAGCUCGAUUUGUGUCUACAAGACAAUCUGGUUGGCUCCUACAAUAUGUCCAAUUUGUCAUACAACAAGCUGGUGUUUGAAACUGACAGCACAUCUAAAGUGGAUAGUUUUAAAAUGGAUGAUGAAGAUAUUUUUCAAGUUGAUAAAGCUGAUCUUAUAGGUGGACCUACACUGGCUGAGUUAAAUGCAAAUCCAGAUACACUAUUGGAUGAUUUGAAUUUUGAUGAUCUUUUACUACCUGAAGAGAGUGGUUAUUGCAUACAGAUUGGUGGAGCAAUGAGUGGUUCACGCCGUGGCCCGAUCACAAUUCAGCCGAAUAACAUAAUGCCUUCAGAGAGCCCUUGCAGUCCUUAUAGCCGUGCCCAGCUAGCAUUUUCACCUGCAAGUCAACACAGCUCAGCUUCAUCAAGUUUUGCUCAGCCUAUGAACCAGUUGCCAGAAUUGCUGCUCAGGAUGGAUGGGUACAGUGGUGAGAUAGCUCUAGGACAGUCAGUCCCCGCGUCCACUGUGCUGCCCCCUUACCCAACAAGUGUAAAACCUCAGCAAACUCAACUCUCUUCGUCUGCACCUACACACCUCACCAUGGAACAGAUCUGGCAGCGUCGAGAGCCCCGUAAACAUCUGUUGUCUACAAGCUCAUUGGCUGAAGCAGGGUCUGCAUCAUCCCUUUCCGGAGGGCUUCUCAGUCCUGGCACCAUUGACUUUUCACAAGAUGAAGAGGACCGUGAUGUUGAGACAGAUGAAGACAGUGAUAGAUAUGAAGAUCUAUCUUCUGAUGAGUCAAAUGAUGAAACAGAAGGCAAACAGUCUCGUCACAGUUCAAAGAAAGAGAGAUUUUUCUGGCAAUACAAUGUUCAAGCUAAAGGUCCGAAGGGUCAGAGACUUAUACUGAAGAAUAAAUCUGAGGACCCACAUGUUCUAAAUUCAGUAACUGAUCCGGUAUUCAGUCCCAGUUGCAGUGUUAGGGGUAUCAAACAUAGCGGAAAAGCCAGGAAAGGAGAUGGAAAUGAUCUUACUCCAAAUCCAAGAAAAUUGUAUUUAAUUGGUAAAGAAUUAGAUAACUUGGGCAAAGUAAUAAAUGACAUGAUACCUGUCAGUGAGCUGCCAUUCAAUGUUAGACCAAAAACGAGGAAAGAGAAAAAUAAACUGGCAUCCCGGGCAUGCAGACUGAAGAAAAAGGCACAACAUGAGGCAAAUAAAUUAAAGCUACAUGGCUUGGAGCAAGAACACAGGCGUCUUAUGAAUGGCAUAGCACAAAUGAAACAAGUUGUGAGCAGCCGAGUGACUAACUCUCAGAAUAACGUUGACUGGAACUCACAUGUAACGAGCAUAGUUAAUACAGCCACAGAGAUAAAAAUAGCAGGCAAAACUUCAGAAUUUGUCAACAAAGUACUGGACAAAGUCAGAGCAGGACAAAAUAAUGGUGGAUUAAAUGACAUAUAAAUACUAAACACAAACAAAUUCAGAUGUGAGUAAAAAAACGAAAGGCUGUUCAAUGUACCUCCAAAGUUAUUUAGAGAAGAGAGUUUAUGUCUAUCAUAUAAAAGCUUUAUUGUCUAAGACAAUUUUAUUUUUCUAUGGUAUCAAAGUAGAUUUAGUCAUUAGAAGCUUUACAAGGCAACUAGGGGGAGUACUAAUGUACUUCUCGUCUAUAUGAUUACGCCAUGAUUUAGGUGUCAGUGUCAUUUAUAUUUUAUAAGUUAUUGUUAAGGCUAACUUACAUCAUGUUAGUAGUAAACACUGACAGCAUCUUAAUUGCAUUCAGUUAAUUUAAACGCUAAUAGGGCUUACUUAUAUGAUAACAAAUUACACAAAUAAAUUACAUGUGUACCAUUUGUGAAAAAUAAUACAGUUAAGGAUCACACAGUGAUGUGCACUUGGGUAUAUAUUUAAAAGUGAAUCUAGUCAGGAAUUACCGAUAUGUAUGUAUAAUAUGAUGAAGAUGUGCUUUAUAAGUGAGAAAAAUCAAAUAACUUUUUUACAUUCCUUUAUUUAAUUUUACAUGUUUGCAAAUACAUAUGAAAAAGAACACUUAUACACUGUAUUAUUUUUCUCAAGCAUUUUUGCUGUGUGUCAACUAUUUAAAUAUGUAAUUAUAUUGAAUGGGAAAGUAGUGAUUUAUAUAUGUAUGACAUAAAUAAUCAUUAUAGUUUUAUAAAAUUUUUCUCCAUAAAUCGUAAUACCUAGAUGUAUGAAAUAUUCUAUCAUUUAAAUUUAAAUACCUAGAUGGGUUUGCGAAACCGUAUUUAAAAUCAUGUAAAUGUUUAUUAUAAUAAAUGUGUAAUAGUGUAAGUAAAUAUGACGGCACAAUAUACAUUCAUAAAUGAUUUUUAAAAAUAGAAAGCAUGGCUUAGCUAUUUUAUACUUUUUACUUAUUGACAUGUUAAUGAACUUUUAAUAGUUAUUAUAACAUAUCGGAAAAUUAUAUUCGCAAUAAGUUAUUACUGACAUUUUUAAUGCCAAAAAUUAUUUGGCUGGCAAGGGUAUUUGUUUGUCUAACGGCCAGUUUCUUCAUCAAAAGUUAAAGUUAUGUCUAAAGUUAAAGUAACGGUCAAAUUCGUUUUUUCAAGGCUAAAGUGACAGCAAAAUUCAUAGAAAAAUUGAAUUUAACCGUUACUUUUACUUUAGACAUUACUUUGACUUUUACUUUGGCUUUAACUUUUGAUGAAGAAACUGGCUGUUAGUAAACAUUCACAAAAUUAACGUAAAUAUGUUACGUAUGAAUGAAUAAAUUUCUCAAUGAUAAUGUGCCCCAUAUCACAAGAAUACACUAAGUUGGUUAAUCCACAGCCAUGUCAAUAACUCAAGGAAACACCUAAAUAAAUGUUUCUUGAAAAAGUCUUGAAUAUAGAAGUAUCAUUACAUUUUAGUGCACCAAUUAGUGUUAAGCAUGUAUGCAUUGAAUUAAUUGUAUAACUAAUUUUCAAUAUUUUUCUGUAAUCGUAAAAAAUAACUACAUAUUUUUAAUAUUUCUUAUUAAAAUGGAAAGGGUAUAUAAUACUUUAUAUUUUUACGUAUAGAUACGUGAUGUAGUACGAUGACUGAAUAUAACGUUGAUUUGCAAUCAACUUGUAUCAUUUGACUCGAUUUUGGCAACAAUUCUAUUAUAAACGCCAGUUAUUUAUUACGAACAAAACGACAAUUUUGUUAAUUUGUUUAAUGUAAGUACAGGAUUUUGUCCUAAUGUUCGGUCACACAACACGUUGUAUUGCAAAAUCUAUCUUCAGUAACCAAAUCUGCCGAUAGAAGGCUCGUUGAUAAUAUAGGCGUAAGACAACAUUUAAUCACUUGCCUCUAAUGGAGUUAAUCUUCUUAUAUACUUUAUAUCUAAUUAGUAGAUUGGAAUAAUAUUUUUAUGUGACUGCUUUUUUAUAAAAUAUAAGUAAAUUAAGAAUCCGUUUCCACUACCUACUUCAUCAAAACGUAAAAUUCGCACUAAAAUAUUUUUGCCGUUGUGAUGUUAUUGGUAAUAAUAUUAAAUUAUUUGAAUGAAAUUUUAUAAUUCAGAAUAAAUAACAAUUUCAAAAUUUAUGGCGUUUUCAAACUAACGAGAUUAUUCGCGUUUUCUGUCGCGCUUAAUUCUAUUGCUGACACUCAAAUACGAGCGCCUAAGUGCGACAGAGUUUUGUAUCGCGUGAAGGCUAAACUGAGUGUGCAUUUACUUGCGGCAAAAUUCGCUAUUUUGAAACGCUCAUAACAUAUAGUUUUGAAACUGAUUAAUUUACUAGUGGAAACGUGUGGUACGAUACGAAUGAUCUGCAAAAGAUAACUAGAUUGUAUGUAGAAGAUAAAAUAUUUAUAAUACUUUGUACCCAUUUCAAGGAAGUUUUCACAUCAAAACGCACUGAAUGUAAGUAGAUAAGUUUAUCCAGGGACUAAAUGUUUGAAAAAAAUGAGGUGAAAGGAAAACCAGUACCCAGCAUGCGUAAAUGGUGUGAAUGCUGCCAAUAUUUUAAAAUUAUAUAUUUCAUAUCAAGCAACAUUUUAAAAUUCAUCCAUUUAAGUCAAUUUAGAUAAAUAGAUUAGAUACUUAAGCAUAUUAUAUUCAAGAACCAAAUUUUGGUCCCCAUGUAACUAAGUUGUGUCUGGUUUUCAUAAAUACUACUGCCUUAUUUUCGAUAAAUCUAGAAUGAUUCAAAAUUUUAAGGAUAUUGUUUUUUGUGGAGUGUAUUACACUCCACAAACUGCUUUUGCGAGUCUUUUUGAUUUGAUGUGUACGAGCCCUCUGAAUGAUUUCAGAACAGCUGAUGAUCGUAAGAAAAGCAGUCUGUUUUGUAAAUUCUAAUUUAGUUUUCGUUCUUCUUAUAUAAAAUAUUCAUAGGUUACAUGGAGAACAAAAUGACUAGCGGAGAUGUCAUAACGCAAAAUCUCCUCAGAAAGUAGCGCGCCAAGGUGUUCGAGGGACGAGGUACGUUAAUAGCUCCUCCCUUACACGCCCUCUAUGGAACCCACCCAUUAUUUUCAUUAUAAAAUCACCAAUCAGUCAAGACCAAUCUUUGACAGAUCGGUUUUGAUUUGGCCAGGAGCUCGAACGUCUAGUAACUGAUCACGCCUACCGUACGUUGCUUGACCUACAAGAAGGCGCCUGACCUAUUUACCUUAUGGCGUCUCCGCUCUCUUUCCUUCUUUCGUGGUAGGUUACGAAACAUACGAAAGUUUCAUGAUAUUUUUAUAAAAUAAAUUUUUGGACAUAAAAAAUGCUAUAUAUUUAGGUAAUACACCAUUGUAAUAAAAAUACCUCAAUUUGGACGGCAUAAGCUUUUCUUAAAUGUCUUAAAGUUAAUAAUAUUAAGAAUUCGGGAGCUCCAAUCAUGUUGCUUGUAUAGUGUUGUAGUUUGAUAGAUUUAACUCUGAUUUAAAUAUUUAUGUGUAUUAAAGUUUAUAUUAUCGUUAUAUCGUUUGCUGUUUAAGGCUAAUUGUAAAUAUAUUUUUAAUUUCUGUUUAUACUUAAAGGUCACUUAACGAUCGGAAGGUUAAUGUUAUUCUUUACACAGUCAUAAGUCUUUGAGAGCAUUCCUAUGCUUCCCGUUUCAGGACUACGAACAGUAGAAUCGAUCAAGAAUUGCAUUUGCCUGGACAUAAAAAGAACAUUGCGAGAUUUUUUAUGGGGAAUUCGACAUCGAGGUAUCUGAAAAUUCAAAAAAAUCAGAAAUUGAAUCGAUGCUAUUCGUAGUCGCCGUUAAAGGAUUGGCCAAAGUAUUCUACAAGUUCACAAGGACCAAUAAUACCAAAAAACGACUCCCAGUAAUGAGAUACGUAUUUGGUUGUUAUUGGUUCCAAGACCAGCUCAGAAUAAUUAUUUUUGCCUAUUGUCCUUUUAAAUUGUAUGUACCCUGUAAGUAGGUACAUAGUCCACACAUAAAAUAGUACUUUAUUUUCGUUACAUAACAAACCAAACUCAAACUGGUCUGCGAUCCAAUAGGCUGUGGUUAUUUGUAUAUUUUUUAUGUAAGUUUUCUUAUGUUAAUUUUUAUUAUUUUCUUUAUUAAAUAUUUUUAAAUGUAUGUUAAUGUAUUAAUGUUGAAUAAAAUUUUACGAUAAUAAGUAUAAUUUUAGAAA
Molecule: messenger RNA, 6211 nt
Organism: Helicoverpa armigera (cotton bollworm)
Lineage: Eukaryota; Metazoa; Arthropoda; Insecta; Lepidoptera; Noctuidae
Gene: REPTOR
Exons: 6
Coding region: 512-2095 (527 amino acids)
Biological process (GO): regulation of transcription by RNA polymerase II; response to unfolded protein
Cellular component (GO): nucleus
Molecular function (GO): RNA polymerase II transcription regulatory region sequence-specific DNA binding; DNA-binding transcription factor activity, RNA polymerase II-specific
Source: RefSeq, a predicted model, not a curated record